Molecule: messenger RNA, 6496 nt
Organism: Oryza brachyantha (malo sina)
Lineage: Eukaryota; Viridiplantae; Streptophyta; Magnoliopsida; Poales; Poaceae
Product: autophagy-related protein 2
Exons: 13
Coding region: 204-5960 (1918 amino acids)
Biological process (GO): piecemeal microautophagy of the nucleus; autophagosome assembly; autophagy of mitochondrion
Cellular component (GO): extrinsic component of membrane; phagophore assembly site
Molecular function (GO): phosphatidylinositol-3-phosphate binding
Source: RefSeq, a predicted model, not a curated record
ACAUCUCGGAACACGCAAGGUUUAAUUCGUAAAAAUACCCCCUCCUUCUCGCGCAAAACGAAGCAACCCCACCUCCGCCUCCGCCUCCGCCUCCGCCGCGCCCGUCGCCGGCGACCCUCCGCCCCAGCUCCUCCCGCCCGCGCCGCCGCAGACGAGGCGCAGCACGCCGUUAUAUAGAGAAGGAGGGAGAGAGGGGGGACGAGAUGGAGCUGCUCAAUGUUCUGUCGAUACCGAGGCUGAUGAAGCGGGUGUGCAAGUCGCUGCUGAAGAAGCGGCUGGGGGAUCUGAUCCUGGGCGACCUCGACCUCGACCAGUUCGACCUGCAGCUCACCAACGGCACGCUCCUCCUCUCCGACAUCGCGCUCAACGCCGACUUCAUCAACCGCAAGCUGUCAGGAUCAGCUAUUGUGAUGAAGGAAGGAUCAAUAAAAUCCCUGCUAGUUAGACUUCCUCUACAAUUUAACUUUCUCAAGUGCUGCGAGAUUGUAGUGGAGGAUUUGGAGCUUGUGCUUGCUGCAUCUGAAUCUAGCGAAGUUCCUUCCGUUGAUACUGAAUGCUCUGUUUCUGGUAGUAAUGGUGACACAGAGAAAUCAGUCCAGAAAAAAAGAAAUGAAUCUGAUGGCAAUCAGUGCUCUACCUCUGCAUCUCGAGAUGUUGAUGAAGGUGUCAAGAGGAUAGCUAAUGCUGUCACAUGUUUCCUUACCAGCUUUAACAUCAAGUUAAAAAAUGCUUACGUCGUAUUUGAUCCUCGAAAUAUUUUGGAUAACAAGGUCUCAGAAUUUAAUCGAUCACUGGUUUUCCGAAUCAAAGAGACAGAAUUUGGAACCAAUCUUUCAACAGAUGGUCUAAUCAAGCUAAAUAAUUUUGUGACAUUCCAAGAGGCGGUAAUUGAGUUUUUGAAGAUGGACGAUGUUGAGGCACAUGCACUUCUUCAGGAUGAUUUGGACAAAGGACCAGCAGACUUUUCAUCAGGUCAUAGUACAACCACGGUCUUGACAGGUCCUAUCGGUGGAUUCUCAGGGAAACUGAACUUAAGCAUCCCAUGGAGUAAUGGAUGCUUGAACUUUAAGAAACUUGAUGCAGAUAUAUCUGUUAAUUCAUUACAAUUGCAGUUACAAGCCAGUAGUAUCCAGUGGCUCAUGGAUGUUUGGGAUUCUGUCCAAAGAAAACCAGUACAUGAACAGAACUACGACAGUAAUACUGCAGACAUAUCUAGAUCCAACUUAUGUUCAUAUGUAUCAAGCUCUUUAAAAUCAGGUUCAGAUUCUGUGCUAACUAGCAGGGAACAUUUGACAGAGGACACAAUUUCUCAAGCCAGGCAAGAUAAAACACAGGAGUCUUCCCUGACUAUUCCAUAUGUGAUUCCGAACUGGAUCCCAGAGCUCGUUAUCCACGAGGAUCAAGGCGACCCUGAUUCAGAUUGUGAUGAAAGCAUUGAACAGUUCUUUGAAUGCUUUGAGGAACUGAGGAACUCCCAGACCAAUAUGGGAAACAGUGGCAUAUGGGAUUGGACAUGUUCAGUGUUCAACGCAAUUACCUUUGCGUCCACUUUAGCAUCUGGAUCAGAUCAAAUUCCUAAAGAACCGCCGAUAGAGAAAACCUUGCAGGCUUCCAUUGCUGAGAUAUCUGUUGUAAUAUUGUUCAGUGAUGAAAUGGAUGCUGGCAAUCUCAGUGUUCCUAUCAGUCUAUUCGACGAUAUGAGAAAUUCUGAGAUGUUUUCAAGCUGCCUUUCCUCUGCACAUUUUGAGCAAUCAAUGAUAUCUCCUGCUCCUGCUUCCAGCUUGAGUAUGCAUCAUGUUGAAGCCAAGUGUCAGAACAUUCAUCUUUCUCUGGAGACAUAUCCGGAAAACUUAAGUCUCAAGGCAUCGAUUGCUGCUAUAAAGCUUGAUGAAUACUAUGGCUGUAAGAACAAUGAUUCAGAUCACCCAUAUCUUGGUGCUGCUUUCUUGAACAAUAAUUUUUGUAGAGAAGUUCAAGCUGCUCUCCCUCAAUCUACAUUUGCUAAUCAAGAUUACUAUGAGGAAACAUCAGGCCGUCGUGCCAACAAUUCAAAUGACCUCACUAAGGUUGAAUUGCUAAAAACGUUUGGUGAUUGCAAAUUCCAUUACGAUUUCAGUUCCACAGGCCAAGAUGGUAACCGAGUAAGCUCAACUUCACUAUCAGUAUCUUUGGCUCCUUUCGUUUUCUGGGUACACUUUCACACGAUACAUAAGCUACUGAAUUUUAUCAGUAAAAUCGGUUCUGAUGUUUUGCAUGGGGAGGAUAACAUUCAUAGGCAUGGUGAUGGAAAAAUCAUCAAUUUGGCUGCAAAGGCAAAUGUUUCCUUGGGAGGAAGUCAAAAGGUUCAAAUUGCCCUGUCACCUGCAAGAAUAAUCUUUUGCUUUCCUUCUGAGUCAUGGGAUUUGAGCUGCCCAUCCAUGCUGGAUAAGUUCCUUGUCAUUGACCAUACAUCAUCCCUGAAAUCAGGAGAAGAUUCCUCUCCACAUCGAAAUGAAAUGCCCAAUUAUGUUAAUGCAACCACACCAUCUACAUUGGUCCAUUUGGCUACAGGGAAUUUUGACAUCUAUUUGGUUAGACCAGUCAAUGAUGCACUGGAUGCUAGAACCUGUUACCUGAGUAGGCAAACAUUUUCUUCUCUGAAGAUUUUUUCUGUUACUGGAUCCAAUCAUGACACUGGUAUUAUGAUUCUCUGGAAAAAGUAUCCUAUAAAAGACCCCGAGAUGGUGAACAAAACUUGGAGUUUGCCAGAUCUGCAUGAGCAAAAGAUUACUCAGAACAAAAAUGCCAAAUGGGUUGGUGUUUCCUCCUCUACAACUUUACAAGAUCUUGAAGAAUCAAGUUCCGAUAUACGCAGGGAGCUCCUUCAGAGCACUGAGUUUUUACUGCACAUUCAACUUUCUUGCGUUUCAGUUCAUAUCAGUAAGAAGGACUGUGGGUUACUAAAUAAUUUUCUAAAGAACAUCCUUGAUGGUCUGUCUGAUGGAGCUAUCGGCAGUUCUGAAAAUAGCAGGGACAAUUGUGUGCCAAUCCAUGAUAUUGCUAGUCAAACUUCUGUCAUUUUUGAAUGCAGCAUCUUGGAUAUCUGCACUGAAUUGGAUGAAACGGUUGAAGUUGGUCCUUUAUUGCAGACUGAACUAGAAGGUUCCUGGAACUAUCUGAAAUUGUCAAUUUCAAAAUUUUCUCUGUUCUCCUUUUCUAAUGUUGGCGGAGUUAACGAUACCGGUUUUCUUUCGGUGAAUCAUGGUGAAGGUGAGCUCUGGGGUUCUAUUACUGGCGCUGAUGAUAAAAACUAUGAAGAAAACAAAGAUGUUCUUCUUGUUGUUUGCAAGGAUUCGGCUAGUAGACGAGGUGAUGGUGAAGGUAGUAAUAUCUUGUCUUUUGGAACUGCGGGCUGUUCGGUGACUCAUAUCAGGAACCCAAAGUUACAGAAGAAUUAUACUUCCAUCAACAUUCGUUCUGCGACAGCUGUUGCACCUGGUGGCCGUAUGGAUUGGAUCAGCGUGAUUUGCCUACUGUUCAGUUCAGCUUCAGAUGGAACUGAACAAUCAUCCAAUAGUAGCACAAUGAACAAUUCCCAGGGUGGUGAACCUUUUUCGUCACUGUUCUUUCUAGAGCUGGCUGAUGUUGCUGUGAGCUACGAACCUUAUUUCAGAAGUUCUGCACUCAGCGCUGAAGCUCCAGAUUGCAAAUACUUUUCAGGCCUUUUAGCUGCAUCAUCGUUUAAACUUCACAGCAAAUCUGCAUCAAACUCUAAAGCUACUGAUUUUGAUAUUGAGCUGCGAGAUCUUGGGGUUCUCAUUUGUAGAUCUUCUAGUUUUAGAAAUGUCACUUGUGGCUAUGGUACUGAUUACCUCCGUCAGAUGGGCUAUGCAAAGAUUGUGCAGAAUACAUUCAUUGAAGCUGUUCUAAGAAUUGAUACUUCCAUUUGGAAACUAGAAUUAUCAGACUCGCAAUUUGAUAUUGGCACUUGUCAUGAUACGACGCAUGGUCUUAUUCAAUUGUGCUCUCAGCUCCAGCAGAUAUAUGCUCCGGAUAUGCGGGAUGCUCUAGACCAUCUACAGUCUAGAUGGAAUAAUGUCCAACAGGCAAACAAGCAAAAUAUUCCCUCUGACGUGUCAGAAAACUCAGAGAGUAGCAUUGACAAUCUGACAGACUCAGAGGAGUGCAAGUCAGAUGGAUUGCUUGAUGAUAUAAUUGAGAAUGCCUUUUACACUGACCAGGACAGCCCAACCUACAAUUUUUGGGACAGGAAUUGCCAUAGCUCAUCCAGUGGUAGUGAAAUGGAUGAAGAGUUUGAUCUGAGUACGGCCAUCCCAGAGGCAAAUGAAGCCAAUGCUAGUGAUGAUCAAAUAAUUGAAUCUUAUUAUAUGCCACCUUCAUCAUCAUCAGCUCUAUACAACGAAUACCAGAGCAAUUAUGCUCCUAGAUCCAUUGAGUGUGACGAUGGUGAAUGGUACAACAAUUUUCCUACAAUAGUUGAAAACCAUGUUCAAAGGAACAAACCACAAGAAGAGCAAGUGUUUCAACAAGAAGCCAAGGCUGCUAUUUCGAUCUUGAAUUCGGAUGAAUCAUGCAAUCUGAAAGGGAAGGUUCUUAUUCAUGAUAUAGAUGUCAAGUGGCGGAUGUAUGGUGGGAAUGACUGGGGAUUAGCUCAGAAAGAUAUGAGUAGCCGGCCAUGCUCAAAUGGGAGAGACAAGAGGUCCUCUUUAGAGUUUAUUAUGUCUGGGCUCAAUAUUCAGUUCAAUAUGUAUCCAGAUGGGGAUAUUUCUGUUUCAAAGUUAUCUAUCUCUGCCAAAGACAUCAAUAUUUGUGACCAAAGUACACAUGCUCCAUGGAAAAUGGUUCUUGGCUGUUACAACUCAAAGAAUUACCCAAGAGAAUCUUGUUCUAGUGCAUUCAUCUUAGAACUGGAGUCUGUAAGGCCUGAUCCACAGGCUCCUUUGGAAGACUACAGGUUGCAUCUUGAGAUUUUGCCUCUACAGUUGCAUCUUGAUCAAGGGCAACUUAACUUCUUUAUCAGUUUCUUCAAGAAUGACUCGUGUAACAAUCCUCAUUUGCCUAGUGAAAAUGAGAAUAUUGAUGCACAGAGUACAAUAUAUCGAAGCGAUACAAUUUCUGAUGAGGCGUUACUUCCUUUCUUUCAGAAAUUUGAUGUGAAGCCUCUUGUUCUGCACAUUAAUUAUAUUCCUCGGCAUUUUGAUCCUGUUGCACUAAGCAAAGGAAAUUAUGCAGAACUUCUCAACAUUCUUCCAUGGAAGGGAAUUAAUUUAAAGCUUAAGCAGGUUUCUGCCAUGGGCGUUUAUGGUUUCAAUAAUAUAUGUGAAAUAGUAGCUGCAGAAUGGUUGGAGGACAUCUCUAAAAAUCAGGUCCAUAAAUUGCUAAAAGGUCUUCCACCUAUAAAAUCAUUAGUUGCUGUGAGUUCAGGCACUAAGAAAUUGGUCUCUUUACCCAUCAAGAGCUAUAAGAAGGAUCGGAAGUUGCUCAAGGGAAUGCAAAGAGGUGCUGUCGCUUUCCUUAGAAGUGUUUCCAUUGAAGCUGUGGGGCUUGGUGUACAUUUGGUGGCAGGAGCUCAUGAUAUGCUUAUAAAGACAGAAAGUGCCCUUACAGCCAUUCCACCACCUUUGACCUCGCGUGAAGCAAACAGAACCAAAGAAAACAUAAGAGCUAACCAGCCUGAAAGCACACAAGAAGGGCUGAAGAAGGCAUAUGAAAGUUUGACUGAUGGAUUUGGAAGGACCGCUUCUGCUUUGAUUGGGAAUCCAAUUAAAGUUUAUAAUCGUGGGGCUGGUGCUGGAUCAGCUUUGGCUACUGCAAUCUGUGGAGCUCCAGGUGCUGCAGUGGCUCCUGUAUCGGCAUCUGUUCGUGCUGUACAUUAUACACUUCUUGGUAUAAGGAAUAGCCUUGAUCCUGAACGCAAGAAAGAAUCUAUGUACAAAUAUCAAGGGCCACCUCAACCAUAGACUUCCAUUGAGAAGAAAAGGUGGAAUAACUUAAUGGUCUGCUCAUUAUUUUGUGAGGUCUCAUCUUUACCUGGAAGAACUGGUUCAAGGGCACCUUCGUGCAAUCUCAUCGAACGACCAGGGCCAAACUUGUACAGGUUAAGUCAGAUUUCCACACUUGGAAUCCAACCCUUGUGAAUCAGUGUCAUCUUCGAUGUUCUUAAUGGAGCCCAUAUAUGCCACGUCAAGGCCUUCUAAAGUAUGUAUAUUAUUAUUACAUCACUGUUGUAAUCACAAUUUUUCCACCGGAGAAGUGGAAGUUUUGUUGACUCCUUGCUUAGGAUAUGGCUAGGGUCAGAGGGAGUUGGCUCAGUGGCCCUUGUACAUAAUUUAGUUGGUGCUUACUGAGUUGUGCAGAUGUAAACAUCUCUGUAUUUCUUUCUCGAUCUUCAGUUACGUUCUCUUUGCUUGCGAAACUGCUGGCUGUAAUCCUCACCAUUCAAAUGUAAAUAUCAUCAGGUUUUGUGCGGUUGCAAUGAGCUAAACACGGCUGUUUG